UCUCCAAAAUUGCCAUCAAGGACUUAAUUAAAAAACAACUCCUCUUGAUCUUGCUAGCCGUGAUCUGAGAGAGCCCUAUUCUUAUACAAACACUCAUUUCACUCAGGACAUCUCUAAAGUCUUGGUCAUUUAGGUGAGGUCACCAUGUCUGUCUGGAACACUCUGUCUGCUGGCCUGCAGAAAGUACAGCAGAGCUUGGAUCAAGUGCUAGAGGGAGACCAAACUGAUGGCGAGCAGGUACAGAGAGGAGAUGAGGCUGUAUCUGCCACGCCCACAAGUGAGCCAGGACAGACGACUGUCUUUAAACAGCCGGCCAGCCCCCCCAAAACAGCCCAAGCCCCACCCCCUAACACCAGCGAGAUGGAGUCCCUGAGGCAAGCGUUGGUAGAGUCGGAACAACAGCUGCAACUCAUUAACAUGGAGUACAAGAGACUGCUGAGAGAGAAAGAGUCGGAGAUCCAGUCUCUCAAGAAGGAACUCUCCACUGAGCCUGUGCCUAGUGGCGGGGGAGAUCAAGAUUCAAGUACUCUUGAAAUGGCUCAGAAAGAGUUAGCUGCUCACAAAGAAAUGGUGGCUGAGCUCAGGACACACCUCAUCGAGAAGGAGCAAGAACUUCAGGAGCUGAACUCUAAAGCAGAAACCAAGUUCAACAAACUCAAGAGCCAGGCCAAGACCAAGAUAACGUCUCUCAACAAGGAGGUGGAGAGGCUGCGGACAGAGAAAGGGGAGGAGUCUGGUGUCAAUAUCUCCACCCUAUCACUGGAUGAUUCUAUCGCUUCCUCAGUGGGUGGAGCUUCACUUUCAGCACACCCCCAGCUCGAAAGCUUGAGGUCAGAGGUCAAGUCAAAGGACGUAUUGUUAUCGGACCUCCGUGAAGAACUGGAGCUGUUGCGAGGAGAGAAGAACCAAAUAUCCGAUCAACUCACCUCUCUCUGGGACAGACUGAAUGUGUCAGAGGUGUGUUUGAAGAAUGAGAAGGAGGUUGGGGUGGAGCUACAGCUGCAGGUGACUCGGCUAGAGGAGGAGAUGGGACGGGCCAAUCAGGAGCUGGCUACUUCCGUUAGUCUCCGGGACACCGCACUGGAGGAAGUAAAGAACGAAAAGGAGGCCAAGCAGGCUCUUCAGAGUCAGGUGACUGAUCUGAUUGGUCGGUUGGAGACGCAGAGCGAGGGUGGUAUGAAGCAAGUGCUCAGUUUUGCCUCGUCAGGAGUACAGGUGAUCAGUGAUGGUGACAGCGAGGAGGGUGUAGGUAGUGACAAGAGUGGGUCCCCCCUGACAAUGAGCUCCCCCUCCACUGUGCUAGCUGCAGGAGCCAGGGGUUCUCUAUUGGACCUGGAAGAUGAGAUCAGUCGCCUUGAGGCUACGCUACAUGACAGAGACAAUCAGCUGUCAAGUUUCAAAACCAUUCUCGAAGAAAAACAACAAUUGCUACAACAAGAGAAGCUAACGAGCUCAAACCUAACCACACAACUUGAAGAAAAAAUGGCUGAAUUUGACAAAAAUAAUCGAGAAAAUGCGGCAGAGAUGGAACAACUUCAGCAACAGCUGGCUGCUUCAGGCGGUGAAAUUGCACGCUACACAAGCAGCGUAGAGUCGUUGCAGACUGCAAGUGAUGAUUUAGCAGCACAGAACGAAUCUUACUCCGUUAAUCUACUGGAUCUCAAUAAAAGAGUUGAAGAACUGACCAAUUUGCUGACUGAGACACAAGAAUCGCGAGAUCAACUGAAAAGAGAUAUGACCGAAAUGGAAGCGACGCAUUUGAACACUAUAUCAGAGUGCAAGGAACAGCUGGGCCAGAAAGAGGUCGAAAUCGAAGGCUUACAAAAAACAGUCACAGAAGUUCAAACAACGUAUCGUUCCCUACAAGAUGGCCUCACUAGUGAUAUACGGAGCAGCGCUGACAAGUUGGCAGAUAGCCACAGGAAAAUGGAGGAGCUAGAGCAAAGAGUGGUGGAGCUACAAAAAGAGCUAGUGGCGAAGGAACAGAUAGCGAGCGAUUUAGAACAUUCAAAUCGGACGCUGGAAGAAAGCCUGGCAGUCAGUAAAGAGGGUUUGCAACAGAGCUUGGAUACAAGUCAAAGAGAAUACGGUGAACUAGAAAGCUCGCUCAUGGAACAGCUGGCCGAGAAAGACGAUAAAAUCAGAGAAAUUGGAGAGAAAUUAAAUCAAAAAGAAAACGAUAUAGCGAUUUCCAACGAGAAAAUGGACGCUACGUUGAAAGAAUUAUCGAAAGUUGAAGAGAAAGUCGAAGAAUUACUAACUGAGAAAAAAUCGCUACUUGAGAAAAGUUCAGAACUUGAUGACAAGUGUUCCCGUGCCUCGGGGGCAUUGGAAUUUGCCCAACAAGAGCUAUUAACUCGAGAAAACACUAUUAAGAGUCUAUCACAUGCACUGGACGAGAAGAAGGCAUCCAUUUCAAGUCUAGAGAGUGAUAUAGCACGUGUCAAAUCAGAGAACGCGGACAAGCUAACGGAAGUGGUGCAACGAAGCGAAGAAGCUUUUCAAACUCGAUCAGACCUUGAGAACAAAGUCAAUCAGUUGCAAAGAUCUUUGGAGAGUAAGGAAAGAGAGCUUGUGAGUGUACAAGAAGCUUUGAAGAAGUUGCAAACAGACAGUGAGAAUCUUCAACAAGAAUUAGUUGUAUCACAGUCCCAGCUGUUGGUGCUGGAACGAGAAAAGGAAGAAAAUCAAAUUGAACAUGAAACUCUUCGUGGAAAAGUCGAGAAUUUAUCGCAACUAGAAUCUUCGUUUUCACAAGAACAAACUCGAUACAAUACCGAAGUUACUGAUUUAAAAUCACAAUUAUCCCAGAAAACAACACAAGUUACUGAAAUGCAACAAAAACUUAGAAAUGCCAAACAGCAAUUGCAGAAAGCAGCUAAAGCCAAACAAGAAUUCACUGAAUAUAAGGGAAAAUUGGAAUCUGAGCUCGACAAACACAAGAAAGAGAAUACACAAAUGAAGGAGCAAUUUGACUCGGCUGUGAAAAUGAUGGAUACUAAAUCGGCCAAUCAAGCAGCGGCUCUAACUCAAGCUGCACAAGAACUAAGUGAUAAGGACACUUUACUUGCUUCACUAAAUGCGCAACUCUCGUCCGAGCGACAAAAUAUUGUAGAGCUGAAAGAAAAAAUCACCAAAAUCUCAGCAGACUAUAAAAUAUCGACUGAAAGAUGCCGACUCCUUGAGCAAGAGAAGCUACGUCUCACUCAGAAAAUGGCCGAACUAUCUAGCGAGCAUAGCCAUCUCAGUCAGUCUCUGUCGGAUGUUCAGUGUUUGAGAGAUUCGUUGCAGCUGGAGCACGAGACGUUGCUACGAGGAUCUCAGGAGAGGGAGGGCAAGGUGGUGGAGCUGACUCAGCAGUGUGGGCAGCUGGCACGAGAGAAACAAGGAUACGAGGAUAAGGUUCGUGAGUUGAGUCGUCAGCUGGUGGCCUCGGAGCAGAGACAGCUAUCCCUGGGUGGGGAACUGGAGGCAUUACAGAGAUGGAGGGAGGAGGGCCAGCACUGGGAGACAGAGAAGCAGACUCUCCUUGGAGACAGUGAGAGAUUGGAACAGGAGAAGAGUGCCCUCGAGGCGAAUGAGUCACUGCUCAGAGGUCAGGUGGAGCAGCUGCAGGGCCAAAUGGAGCAGCUGCAACAAGAGCUCAGUGGAUCACUGCUUCAGCUGGAGUCAGCCAAGAAAGGCUCUGAGACUGCUCUGGUUGAAGAACUUAAAAAGAGAUUGACCUCCCAGGCAGAGACCCACUUGACCGAGACCACACAGCUGCAACAGUCCCUGCAACAGGAGAGGGAGAGGCGAGAGAAUGCCGAGAAAAUAUCGGAAGAGCUCAAAGGUGAAGUGGCUAUCACCUUGGAGGAUCAGGGGACCAGCGAGGAAUCUUCACAGCCUCAAACUUUCAUGGACUAUGUGGAGGUCGCAAAAAUCUGGUUCCAGAGGUUCUUCAAAAACCCAAAUGUUGUUUUGAUGCGUCUGUACAGAGCCACGCCCCAAACUAAACUGUUUUUCUUAGCUUAUUUUGUUUUGCUGCAUCUUUUGCUUUUGUAUCUUUUUGUCGUUUAAUUAAUUUCAUGCUGCUACAGUUUAAUUUGCAGUUACUGUAUAGUUUAUGUUUACAUCAUCACAAAAUAAUUAUUAAUUCCUUAA
This is a messenger RNA of Halichondria panicea, 4143 nucleotides long. Its product is annotated as myosin-9-like. Lineage: Eukaryota; Metazoa; Porifera; Demospongiae; Suberitida; Halichondriidae. The transcript is spliced from 16 exons. The coding region runs from base 145 to 4059 and encodes 1304 amino acids. The record is from RefSeq and is a predicted model, not a curated record.